AUGUCCUUGUCCACCUUCCGCGCAGCGACUGGGCGCGUCCACUUGUUUAACCUUUCACCAGCAGUCAAUUCCCAACACGCUCAAAAACGUGUAGGUCGUGGACAGGGCUCGGGUCGAGGCGGGACGUCCGGCCGCGGUAACAAUGGCCAAAAGUCACGGGCCGGAAGAGGGCCAAGGGUUGGCUUUGAGGGUGGACAGACACCAAUAACAAAGCUCCUCCCGAAGCGCGGCUUCGUCAAUUCGAGCGGCAAGAAGUACGCGCCAAUUAAUUUGGACCGGAUACAGCAUUGGAUAGACCAGGGCCGCCUAGAGUCCUCUCCAGAGAAGCCCAUUACUGCCCGCGAACUCCUUUUGAGCGGCUGCAUUCACCAAGUCCAUGAUGGUAUCAAGCUUUUGGGUGAUGGGAUGGAGCACCUAAAGACUCCCAUCCAUAUCACUCCCUCGCGAGCAUCACAGAGCGCUAUCCGUGCGGUCGAGAAGCUAGGCGGCACCGUGUUCUGCAAAUAUUACAACCCGUUGGCCCUCAAAGACUGCGUCAAGGGUCGAACAGAUAGGACAGAAGCAGCACCGACGCAUCGCAGAGACAUUCUCUGGUACACCCAGUGGAAGAACAGGGGAUACCUGUCGUCCACGGCCGUCAAGACGAUGCCGGUGGUGGAGGAGCGAUGGAAAGUCCUUUCGCAACAGUUCCGCCGUCACAAGGUGCAGGGCUUCGCCAAACCCAGGCACACCCUCUAG
Postia placenta MAD-698-R-SB12 is the source of this 738-nucleotide messenger RNA. RefSeq lists its product as hypothetical. NCBI's taxonomy places the organism in Eukaryota, Fungi, Basidiomycota, Agaricomycetes, Polyporales, Adustoporiaceae. Gene Ontology annotation, biological process: translation. Bases 1 to 738 code for a protein of 245 amino acids. The transcript has 5 exons. Gene Ontology annotation, molecular function: structural constituent of ribosome. Gene Ontology annotation, cellular component: mitochondrial large ribosomal subunit. The record is from RefSeq and is a predicted model, not a curated record.